AUGACUAUAACCGCGCACACUGAUUAUUUAAUGCCUUCAAAAAAGCAUACCCGCAGAAAAAAAACUAAUGGGCACUUCUCUUCUACUUACAAGAAUGACGAGCUUACUUCUUCCGUUAACGUUUCGGAAAUACCAAAUACUUAUAAUGAUAACGUGUUGUACAAUCAACAAAGCUUACAACCCAGGGUUUCCAUGAAGCUCCGUGAAUCUGGUAGACUCAGAGAUCGUUUACCUAAUGCUACCCAAGGAGAUGGUACCGUUCGCAAAAGUAUUGGAUUAAAUGAUAUUAGUCUCUCUCCCAAUGCCGGUAUUAUUGAAAGCGCAAGUAAAGGUUCUAAUGAAGUUUACCCACAGGGCUCCUAUAAUAAUUUAGGCCAAAAAGAAGAUGAAAUCUGCAGUCCACUUGCUUUGAGUCAUAAGCAGCGACGCCCCCCUCACAGUUAUGCAUCUCUUAUAGCUAAAAGCAUUGUGUCAUCUCCUUAUAAGUUUCAAACGCUGUCUGGUAUUUAUGAGUGGAUAUCCAACAAUUUUCCAUAUUAUAGAAACUGUGGGUCGAGCAGUUGGAAGAACUGUAUCAGGCAUAACCUUUCUUUAAACAAAUGUUUUUUAAAGUCAAAAAAACUUAGCCCUGGUAAUAAAGUUACCGUUUAUUGGAGCAUUAAUCCCGACUCUUUGUACCAUUUUACUAAGGAGGGGGACUACAUCAACAACAGAAAGCUUAAGAAAUCUAAAGCUUUGGAAGGGGGGACUUUUCUUCUUCCUGGAAUUGGUUAUAAAGUUCCAAUUAACCCCGCAAAAGUAAAUAGUUUAGUUCCUGCUGACAAAAAUAUUAAAGAUCAUGAUAAAGCGUUGAACGAUGCAUAUUUUUCGCAAAGACAAGACCAUUUUCUUCCUCUCCCCCUCGCAGGACAAAUAUAUCUUCAACCACCUACUUAUUGCAAUUUAAAUUCUGGGCGCCAAUCUCAACCCAUUAAUCAAGCUCCUUAUCUAAUAAAUGCUUCUAAGCUUAAUCAAAAUACCCCAAUUCAACAGGGCUAUUCUUUACCUUACCAGUCGACACUUGUUAAUCAAUACCAAUCGGCACUGCAACCUCGCUUUUUAACAAAUGAUGAACGACCUCAAGCCCCCUUAUAUCCACGCCAACCUCAAUUUUCUCAACGCACUCAGAAUUUACAGAACUAUGAUAAAACCAAUGUUACUCCAAAUCGGCACUCUCCUCAACCUUUAGUUUUUCACCAGUAUUCUUUUCAACGGCCUGAGCAUUCUAAUGAUGCUCCUUGUCAGGCUAAAUAUUCGUUUGGUAAAACUGAUACACCUAUACAAAAAGAUUUUAUAAACCAAAACCCCCCUCAAGAUGGAGAGGACGGCCAUGAGAAUCCUUCUAUAAGUCAGAACACCUCAUUUCAGUCAAUAAAGCCCAUUUCUACAAGCUCAACGUAUAUACAGAUAGGGGGGUAUAACCAAUAUAAUAAUCAACCUUAUUUAUCUUAUAAGAACGAAUCCGGAGUUCCAACCACUUAUGAAACUACACAAACGCCUCAAUUAUUGCAAUCGUCCCAAUCCUCAAUGCCAAUGCAACGUCAGCCUUCUGCUAUGAAUCAACUUUUGGGCCGGCGACCUGAAGAGUAUAUGCUUAAUUCCCAACAGCAAAGUUUUGCCUCGUCUCCUUUACAAUUGCAGCAAACUCACUUUGAGCUUUCUUCUCAGUUGCAGAAUUAUCCAAAUCAGUGGAGUUACUCGCAACAACAAAAUUCUAACUAUUCUUCUUCUUUUAAGAUACAAAAUUCGCAUUCUAUUAAUAGAGUUUCCCCGAAUAAUUCGAUAGAUCUUUUAAACUCUAAAACGGAUAAUUUAUUAAAUGGGUUUAUGUAA
Molecule: messenger RNA, 1872 nt
Organism: Zophobas morio
Lineage: Eukaryota; Metazoa; Arthropoda; Insecta; Coleoptera; Tenebrionidae
Exons: 1
Coding region: 1-1872 (623 amino acids)
Biological process (GO): regulation of transcription by RNA polymerase II; cell differentiation; anatomical structure morphogenesis
Molecular function (GO): RNA polymerase II cis-regulatory region sequence-specific DNA binding; DNA-binding transcription factor activity, RNA polymerase II-specific
Source: RefSeq, a predicted model, not a curated record